GUGGCGGCCUCUAACCUCUCCCUCCAGCUUGCUCGGACCUGCCCUGGGAAAGGAUAGGGAGGGAAGGAGGGGGCGGAACGACCCCUGAGUCCAUUCUCCCAUCUCCAGCGGCGGCCGAGUCUGCAGAGGACUGGGGACAUUUGCAAAUGGCUAGUCUUGGCUUGGGUCUGGAAGAGCUGCAGCACGACCCUCCUCCGGAGCCCGCCUUCCACGAGGCGCAGAAGUGGAUCGAGCAAGUGACUGGCCGAAGUUUUGGUGACAGAGAUUUUCGAACAGGACUAGAAAAUGGCAUCCUGCUCUGCGAACUGCUGAAUGCUAUAAAACCAGGACUUGUAAAAAAGAUCAAUAGAUUGCCCACCCCCAUUGCAGGAUUGGACAAUAUCAUCUUAUUCUUAAGAGGCUGCAAAGAGCUCGGGCUUAAAGAAUCUCAACUUUUUGACCCAGGUGAUCUCCAGGACACUUCAAAUAGAGUAGCAGUCAAGAGCAUUGACUGUAGCAGAAAGCUGAAAAAUGUAUUAGUUACCAUUUACUGGCUGGGGAAAGCAGCAAACAGCUGCACAGCAUAUAGUGGAACCACACUGAAUCUAAAGGAAUUUGAAGGAUUGUUGGCACAGAUGCGAAAGGAGACUGAUGAUAUUGAAAGCCCUAAACGUAGCAUCCGAGACAGUGGCUAUAUAGACUGCUGGGAUUCUGAGCGCAGUGAUUCCCUCUCUCCACCGCGGCAUGGUCGAGAUGAUUCUUUUGACAGUCUGGACUCAUUUGGCUCCCGUUCUCAGCAGACACCCUCCCCAGAUGUAGUCCUCAGAGGAAGCAGCGAUGGCAGAGGAAGCGACUCAGAAUCUGAUUUGCCUCAUCGAAAGCUGCCGGAUGUAAAGAAGGAUGACAUGUCAGCGAGAAGGACUUCUCACGGUGAGCCGAAAUCAGCAGUGCCUUUUAACCAGUACCUCCCCAACAAGAGUAACCAGACAGCUUAUGUACCUGCUCCUCUGAGAAGGAAGAAGGCAGAGCGAGAGGAGUACCGGAAGAGCUGGAGUACAGCAACUUCACCCCUAGGUGGCGACAGAACUUUCAGGAGCAUGAGUAUGCUUGACAUGCGGUGUGAAGAAGAAGCCACCGCCGUGCAGCCCCACAGCAAGGCCCGGCAGGAGCAGCUGCAGUUCAUUAACAGCCAGCUGAAGGAGGAAGACCACAAAUGGCAAGAUGACCUGGCUCGUUGGAAAAGCCGUAGAAGAAGUGCAUCUCAGGACCUGAUCAAGAAAGAAGCUGAGAGGAAAAAAAUGGAAAAAUUGUUGGCUGGUGGCGAUGGAACAAGUGAACGAAGGAAAAGUAUUAAAACCUACAGAGAGAUUGUUCAGGAAAAGGAACGGAGAGAGAGAGAGCUACACGAGGCUUAUAAGAAUGCCCGUUCCCGAGAGGAGGCAGAGGGGAUCCUCCAGCAGUACAUCGAAAGGUUUACUAUUAGCGAGGCUGUCUUGGAGCGCUUGGAGAUGCCAAAAAUUCUGGAAAGAAGCCAUUCAACAGAGCCAAACUCAUCUUCCCUGAAAGACCCAAAUCCCAUGAAAUACUUGCGGCAACAGUCACUGCCUCCUCCCAAAUUCACUGCCACUGUUGAAACUACCAUUGCUCGCCCCAGUGAACUGGACCCCAGCGUUUCAGCAGGCAGUACAUCUCCAAGCAAAACUGUUGUUCCAAAAGCAGUGCCUAUGCUGACACCUAAGCCUUACCACCAGCCGAAAAACACGCAGCAGGUUUUGAAAACGUUUAAGGUUGAUGAAAAAGUCAGCGUGAAUGGAGAAACUUUUAAUGGCGUAGAAGAAGAGAAAGAAAGCGAGUGUACAACAGCAACGUUUUCCCCCUCGUUAACUAGAUCUCAGAGAUUUGAAGGUGUGGCCAGAGUGGAUGGUUCCCCGGGAGAGCUGAAGCAGGAUGUCAGUAGCGUUGAGAUCAGUGUAAAGAAGGCAAACUCACUGAACAGAGAAUUAACAACUUCCACCACUGAGGAAGCUGAACCGCCCCCUCAAAAGGAAGAAACUGAUUGUGGACAAGAAGAAAGUGGGAGCACAGAACGUGACUCAUCAGAGUGUCAGUACUUUACGACUACUGUGACCCGAGCCAGCCCAACUGUGGCCUUUGUGGAGCUCAAUCCCAGCCACCAGCCUAAGGACCCCGAAGCAGAAGACAAAGACCAGAGGAAACUGGAGAGUGAAAUGAGUGGCAAGGUGGAGCUGGUGCUGUCGCAGAAGGCAACGAAGCCAAAGUCUCCAGAACCAAAAGCAAUUCUGUUGUCUCCGUACCUGAACCAAGUACCAGAAACCAACCAAUCAACUUUGCCAAAUCUUGAUUCACAAGAGUCGCCUGGCACAGCCACUGUUCCGCUUAGGGUUCGGAACUCUUGGCGACGUUCACGGUUUUUCUCCCAGUCAGUGGAGUCUAAUAGCAGUGAGAAGUCACCUGCAAGUACACCUCGUUUCAACUUGUGGGCAUGGGAUCCAGAGGAGGAGCGCCGCCGGCAGGAGAAAUGGCAACUUGAACAGGAACGUUUGCUUCAGGAGAGAUACCAGAAGGAACAGGACAAACUGAAAGAGGAAUGGGAGAAGGCACAAAAGGAAGUAGAGGAAGAAGAGCGUAGAUAUUAUGAGGAGGAACGCAAGAUCAUUGAAGACACUGUGGUUCCCUUCACAAUUUCUUCAAGUUCAGCUGACCAGAUUUCUACCUCUUCCUCUGUCACAGAAGGAAAUGGGCCAGUGAAUAAGAUGGAAUUGGAAGAUUCUAAAGAGGAAGAAAAAAGGCAAAGACCACUCCGGGAGGAAGAAAGCGACUUGCUGCUGAAGAAUAAGGAGAGUGUUGCUUUAGAGGAAACAAGGAGCAGUGCACCCCAGGUGACCCCAGCACAUCCAGAAACCUCUGUUCCAAAAGGAAGUCAUCAGGACCAUCAGUUGUCAACAGCUGAGCCUGGUACAGCAGACCGCAGGCUGAACUUAGAGUUAUCUCAGGACACAUCAUGGAAUCAGCCAUGGUCACCUGCGCCGUCACAUGCAUUAGAAGAUGUGAAACAGAAAACCCUCCCGGUGGAUCAAAGCAUCAACCACCAGGUUGCCUCUCCCAGUGAGAGAAGAAAGACAAGCCCUCUUGAGAAUUUCAGAGCUGGGCAGUUAUCCCCAUGCUCUCCUACCCCUCCUGGCCAAUCUCCCAACAGGUCUAUAAGCGGAAAGAAGUUAUGCUCCGCUUGUGGACUUCCUCUGGGGAAAGGAGCCGCCAUGAUCAUUGAAACACUUAGCCUUUAUUUUCACAUUCACUGCUUCAGGUGUGGAAUCUGCAAAGGACAGCUUGGAGAUUCAGUGAGUGGAACAGAUGUCAGGAUUCGCAAUGGUUUGCUAAAUUGCAAUGACUGCUACAUCCGGUCCAGAAGUGCUGGUCAGCCAACAACCUUGUGACAUGGUUUUCACUCCUACACAUCACCUCCCACUUCUCCCUUUGGGGAUGUCCUGGACAAUCGCUUACAAAUGCCCAUAUUUGUGGAGCUUCAUGGCACUCAUUUAAUUUUUAAAAAGCUAUACUAAGAGGCUGUGUCUGUUCCUUUAUAACGCAGUGUAUGUAUGUGUUUUCCUUUUUUUUUUCCUUUUUGCAUUUGCACAGUAUCUCUUGAGAGAAUAUUGAGUUAUUUUGAUCCUGAAUCCUUCAGAAAGUUGUGUGGGGUUUCUUUGGUAUGGCAAGAUAAUGUUGAUGAUUUAAAAUGUGAUAUUAUCUUUUUUGGGAAUUAAGAUUAAAAAAAUGCAAUAAGACCCUCUGUUUUGAAAUUUCUAGAAGCUAAACAUUUUAAGUUUACAAAACUGAACUAUAGAAAGUGCAGGACAUGCCAAUGUGAGAUGAGCACUCUGCUGAAGGAGCAUCUGAUUAAUACGUUUCUGAACUAAAAAUCACAGAGAGUGAUUUUCUGUUAUUGAGCUAUAACUUUUUUUUUUUUGUACAAAGAUACUAGUUUGGAAUACAUACUGUAACUCUGAACCGUUUGUGUUCUGUUGAACCCAUAAAUUAUUGCGCCAUUAACAUUCAUGUACUUUCAAAGUUACAUCAUCCAUGUAGAUUAUUCUGUCAAAUAAAGAGAACUCUUGUAAAGCCUGCUGGGCCUAUACUCUGACUGAAUGGAGGCAUUUCCCAAGAGUGUGAGAAACAGAGCUGAGAUGAUUUCAGUCGGUCUUUUUUCAGGGUUAUUGCAGUACUGUCCUACCUGAAUCUGAGAGAGGAGGAGGAAGUUGACUUUCUCCCAACAACAAGUGGGGCGUCAGUAGCAACAACGAUAACGUGAUGUUCUUGGUCGAUAUCAUUUCCGACAUUCCCAGGAGAAAGAGCAAGAGUUGUCACACGUCAGUCUAGGAGGGAUGCAUCAUAUGUCUUGGGUACUGGGUGCCCUGUGCCAUAUAUGUACAUAAGCUUGAGAACCUCUGCUUAAAAAUCACUUAAAAAGGAUGCGAUAACAUGUGGUAUUUCAGUGACUUGUGCGUAACCAGCAAGGUCCUACAGUGCACACUGUACCUUGUCCAUUUUAAUGGCUAUUUGCAUGUUCCUCUUAACUCUCCUCUCCAUUGUCAAGAGUUCCAGCUGUUAAUCAUGGAGAACUUUAACCAGGAAUUGAUUUGCUGUUCCCCUAACUCAACGUGUCACAUAAUGGAUUUCAGCUGGCUGAAGAAAGGAGAAAGUUGUUGAAAAUCCUCAUUUUAACUUUCCCGGGAUUUUUUUUUUCUUGAAAACUAGGGGUGGGAGGGCAGAGGAGGAGCAGGUAGUGUUGGAACACCUAUUUAUUCUGCCUUAAAACCAUGUUAAAUGAAGAUUUGUUGCGAAUGUAGAGGAUGAAUCCAUUAAUGGAAUGUUACUGUAUUAGUAAAGGGAUAUAACGUGGCUGUUUAUUAGAUAAGCAAUAAUUUUUCUAUGUGUUAUUUGAUAUAGCUAGUGAUUAUUUAUUUACACACUAUGCUAGAUGGUCCUUUGCAUGCCCGUUUCAUGCUUGUGCAGAAUUUCUCCUCGAUCACUGAAGGUAUUUUUACUACGUUGUCAUUUGGAAAUGUUGUUGGAUUGAACCUGACACAUCAUUUUAUUAAAAUUGUGCCUUAGAAAAUGCAAAGCUAUUGCACAUAGUCGGUGAUGACUUAUGGAUACAGUGAAUUUAAGAGGAACGAAGUCAUUCCUGAGACCUUCAGUUCCCGAGACUCCUCCUGGUAGUGGUUGCUGUUUUACAAAAAUGAAAAAAAAAAGUUUUGGAAAUGUACAGAUAUUCAGUCUGAUAUUUUGAUUAACCAUCUGCAUGUUUUAUUGUUAGAUAUUUUGAUAAUGUUGAUGUUUACAUUUUGCAUGGUGUUCACAGAGUACUCUCUCAUGGUAAUGCACAAAACAUGCACAAUUUCAACAUUCAUAACCGAUUUUUAUAGAACCCUUUUUACCUAUGAAACUCCAUCCGUUACAUAAGAAAUACAUGAAUAUUGCACUUUCUUUUCGGGUUCCCACAGCCUCAUUUAUACAUUUUUCUUAGUGAGUCUCAUCAUACAUGUAAUUGAAGCUAGAAUCCAGUCAAGAAAAAUAAAGACCCAUUUUCCAACUGCAAGAUACUCUUUUUUUUUCCAUAAUGAACUCUAGUCACCAGCACAGAAUAAUCUCCAGCAUUCUAAAUUCUAAUUGCCAACUGUUCCUAUUUCUAUUUGAUUUAUAUUUCACUUGGAGUCUGUUACAUGGCAUUUUAGAAAGCCUAGGUCUUUUUUCUCCAAUUCAACAUAAUAAGUAUGAAGAUUUCUUGUUAAAUAAUCUCAGAGAUCCCAGGGGGAGAAAAAAACAACAACAACAAUGCUUUACUACACUGGGUUGUAAUAUGUGUGUGUGUUUAGUUUUAGAAUGAAACAAAGAAAGAAAAGGAGAAAAGUAAAUGAUUUAUUAUUCUUGAGGAAAGAUGAGAUCUGAUUUUUUCUUAGAUCCUCCGAAAGCUGCUCCCUUCUCAUUCUUCAGAAAACAUGGAUAACUCCACUCUUAACUGUGUGUGUGUGUUUCACUAUCAAACUUUCAUGGUGUUUCCUCACUCUUUCUAUGUAGUGUUAUUAAUAUGAAACAUGCUGUAGUUAUCUAUUUGAAGCAUCAAAGUUAAUGAAGUAAAAGGAUCUACGUUAUAUGCAAGACCAGCCAGAAGAAUACAUAUUGUUCUAGGUUGGCUAAUGUGCUAUAUCAGUUACACUAACCUUCAUUUACAAUAUUUAUUCUAAAAUGCCUCUGAAGAGUAGCAAAAAGUUGUCUAAAAUGCAACAGCUUUUAUAGUAAAUGUACAUUUAUAAAUAAAAUACUCAAAUGAA
Molecule: messenger RNA, 6329 nt
Organism: Vombatus ursinus (common wombat)
Lineage: Eukaryota; Metazoa; Chordata; Mammalia; Diprotodontia; Vombatidae
Gene: LIMCH1
Product: LIM and calponin homology domains 1
Exons: 27
Coding region: 147-3434 (1095 amino acids)
Biological process (GO): regulation of focal adhesion assembly; actomyosin structure organization; positive regulation of stress fiber assembly
Cellular component (GO): stress fiber
Molecular function (GO): myosin II head/neck binding; actin binding
Source: RefSeq, a predicted model, not a curated record